GCUUCAUCAUAGCCUCCUGGUCUUGUGAGUUGGAAACAAUUGAAGGAGACACUCUGUCCACAAGAUUCGAACAAUGUAGCUUAAAGACAAAAUUUGUAAGAGUUAGAGUCAUGCCAAACUCGUUUCAUACAGGUUGAACUAAUACAGACUGGGACACAAUUGACUGCGAGCAACAAGUCAAAUAAAUUGUCUGCAUAAAUCUUUAGCCGAGGCUAAUGAAUUUAAAGGAGUUAGAACAGCUUUGAGAAUCAAUUGAAAUUGAGAUUUAUAUAUCUGCAAAAAAAAAAAAAAAAUUUCAAUUCAUAAAGUUAUGACCGAUUGAAUACAAAUCUAUGAACAUAAUCGAAUACUGUAAGAAAACAAAACCAAGCUACUCGGAGUUGGAAAAGAAUAUAUACUUCGUUUUACGUUUCAAAAAUCAAAUACUAAACAAGUAAUGAACUCAUAGCAAAAAUAAAUAAAAUUCUAAAAUAAUUAUUUUACAAAAAAAUAAAUAGUGUGCCAAAAGUUUAAAUUGACUAGUAGCAACAUAAAUCUGAAACAUAAAUAAUUGGCAAAGGGUUUGAUUAGUAAGAGCUGUGAUUUUAUUUUUUGGCCGUAGAAAUAUUGCUGUGAUUUUUUUUGUUUUGGUUCUAGAUUUUUAAUUUUUAGAAGCCUUUAAAUUUGGGAUUAGGUAUUUGUCUCUGCAUAACAAUUAUAAAGAUAUAAUUUAAAAAAGUGCUAUGGGUUUAAAAUAAAGGAUGUGAGCUUUAAAAGAAAAUACAAAUCAAGAUAGAUGUAGAUUUAGGGUUGUAAGUAUAAUUGUGGCUGUGGAGACAGUGCCGUGCGAGGGUUUCUAGACACCCAAAAUGAGUUUUAAAACUGAGGCCCUUUAAUAUAACUGUUAAUAAGUACAAAAUAUAGUUUUGAAACAUAUAAAAAAACUGAAACAAAAACAUAUAAUAUAACAUUAUAUACUAUUACCAACUAGAAAAGAGAAGAAGGAAAUAUUACUCCGUAAGAAAAUAUGAUGGUGACAACAAACACCAUAAGUAAAAAAGAUUUAUUUUCCGUUUGUGAUUUAAUUUUGGUUUAGAUUAUCGAUCGACUUUCCAUAAAAAUUCUCAUCAAAACAAAAAUAAAAUAAAGACAUAAGUAUAAAAGAAAGGACUCGAACGUGGGACACUAAAAAUCGGUUGUGUAACAACAAAAACCACUAAGACAUCCGCACACUUUCGUGAAAUUGGGGACCCUUAAAAUCAUAAUAUAUUUUGGGGCUUAAGGCAAAUGUCUUUUUAAAUGUAUAGCAGAUACACCUCUGUGUGGACAGCAUCUGCAGCAAUAUUCAGUCACACCCAAAAAAAAAGAAGAAUUUGACUGAAUAUCAAAAAUUAAUAUUGGUCCAGAAAAACAUUUGACUUUGAACAUACAAGUUAAUUUCCGGUCAACAUAUAAUUUUGUUUCAUAUUUACAUAUAUGCAAAUAAACUCUUAAUUACAACUGAAGUCAAACCCCGCUUAAUUACUUUCCAAUUAAAUUUUCUAAUAUAUAUACCGUAAUGCUUUAGAAAGCAAUCUUCAAAAUAUCUCAAGUCUCUCAAGCAAAACAAAUAAAAAAACCCUAAUUCUGAAAUUUAGACGAGACUCCAUUAUCCUAAACAUGUCAUAUGGUUCGUGGUUUUUAGACGAGACUCCAUUACCAAAACUAGGCUUUCUCGGGCAAGGCAACAAUGGCUAUGUCACCCUGGUUCGAAACGGCGAUGGACUACUCAUGGCUAAGAAAACAUCUUUCCUCAAAUACUCAGAGGAUCUCGAGAAAGAAGUAAGGAUCAUGGAUCGCUUUUUUUCAAUCAAUUUCAACACCGUGAGAGCCACGAGCCCUGCUGUCUCCUACGAAACCAUGCCAUUCAACGUGAAAGUCUGUUCCAUUCACAUGGAAGUCGCACCGCAUGGUUCACUCAAAGACAUGCUGACCAAAGCCGGUGGGACAUUACCGGAGAACGUCAUCGGUUAUUGCAUUUUCCAGGUUCUUGAAGGGCUUAGGGAUCUUCACCGAGACGGUUAUGUCCAUUGUGAUCUCAAACCAGAGAACAUACUCAUCUUCCCAAGCUAUGCUCAUGAAGAUCUUUGCGAGCUCAAACUUGGUGACUUCGGUUCGGCUAAGGAACCCAAUGGACCUGAUCCAGUGGAUGGGUCUUUGUGUGAAGACAAUCCGGCGUAUUUGGCUCCUGAGGCGGUCGGGCCACGUGGAGUGAUCUCGUCGGCAGUUGAUAUCUGGUCCUUAGGUACCAUGGUGAUGGAGAUGAUGGGGGUUACUAUAAGAGGAAGGAGUGAUUACGUGCCGAGGACUCUAUCGCAGAUGACUAGGGACUUUGUGAGGAGAUGUAGAGAGCGGAAUCCGGGGGCUAGAGCCACUGCGGAGGAGCUCAUGAGUCACGAGUUUGUUAGACAAAGUCUUGGGGUUCCACCGCUUGAGCUGCUUCCAGUUCCUUCUUGCUUAAGUAAUGGAGUGGUUCAAGGAAGGCUUUUCUAGAAGAUAUAUGCUGGAAUGUGAUGAAGAGGGCUUUGAUUUUCGUUAGUGUCAAGUUAUUGUCGUUUAAAAGAAUAAUUUAUUGUCGUUUAAUUUGCAUUUGAUUUUGUUUCUUGUGAUAAAAAAAAAAAGCAUUUUGUUUCUUAUUAAUAUAAAGGUAAACUAUGUUCUUAUAGCAUUGUGAUCCGUGUUUUAAAUCAAUAUAUUGUUGUGUUCUUAUAACAAACGUCCAAGACAUGAACCUUUCAUUACUAACCUGAUGAGUGGAACACUUUCUAAACAGUUGAUAAUCUUCGCAUUCGAAAUUUCAACACAUCUCAUCAGGUGAUAACAAUUAGUUUAUGUAAGUGAAAGAUGUAAACAUAAUAAGGUAAUGCAGAAAGUAAAGUAAGAGACAAACAACUACAAGCAACCUUUAAGCUUUAUUAUAAAUCGCCUUGUACACUCUAUUACAAGUUCUGUUUAAUCAGCUUUACACAGUCUGUUACACCCUAACAACUGCUACUGAAAGAUUCCUUAAGCUACCCGCUUGUGUGUCUCUUCCAUCGAGUACUUCAGUCACUCCUUCAGCAUGAUCCAGAACACUUCCAAGAGCUUCUCUCUCUUUCUAUAAGAUCAGCUUAUGUGUUUCUGUCUUUCUACAGACGACCCCGUAGCUAUCUUAUACUUAUUCUCCAUGUUUAUGAAACCCUAAUCUCCAAGACAACAUGUAUGAACAUCUUCCAUAACAAUAAGUGCAACUUUCUUUUUCUUGGAAUACACUUAUUCAUCUUUCUUUAAGUCAUAAACUUGUUUCUCAAGUUUAUUCCUCUUUCCAUAUCUGUAAGAUAUUCCCUUGCUCUCCAAGUCUACACGACUCCAACUCAUCAUCUUGAUUCCACAUGAUCUUCACCACUCACUAUGACGUCUGGUUCAGCAACUACGUCAACGACUAAUUCAGAACAGACAUCUUACAUCUUCAGUUUAAACAAAAAAAAUUAUAAAUUGCAAACUGAGAUGAAAAGAACUUUCGUUUUAGGACCAAAUAGCUUACUGAACAAAUAAUAUUGCGGUGGGUUUGUAGAUAAUUUGUAGAGUGUUUUUCUCUUUUUGGUUAUCCGAUUAUCAAUAAGCGUGAUUUUUUUUCGUAUGAAAAUGAAUUUUGAUUUCUAUGAGCCACAAAAAUGAAAGAAUAAUGAGCCAAAAAUAAGUAAAAAAUAAAAAACAGAAAUAAACACAUUCGUAUAUAUGAUUUGGGAAAUUGAUCAUAUAGAGAAGAGUCUGGUGAAGAAAAUUCCGGAAGAUAUGGUGGGAUUUUGAAGACAGGAGACAUGAACAUAUCUCUCUAGCUUGUCCACUUGUCUUUGUCCACCCAUCCUUCUUCCACACAUCCAAUACAACAUUUAAAUAAACAGCUAUUUAUAAUUGUUUUAGAUAUUCGUAGCAAAUCAUACAAUCUUCAUUUUCCCAAAUUAAAUAGUUCUCUAGAGUUUACCUUCAACGUAGGAUUUUAAAAACUCCUUGUAAGAUACUCAUGUUUUCUUCUUCUUAAUGCUCCAUAUACUGCACCCAUUCGAACAUAUCAAACAUAAUUCGACGGUAAUGGAAUGUUUAUCAUAAGUAUAUUUUCUCAUCCAUGGUUCGACUUCGAGUUCAAAACAAAAGAAAUGUGAAAGAUCGGUAGGGUUAAGAGCAUGUCCAAUGGGGAUCAUUAGCAAAAAAUCCUUAGCAAAAAAAUAUUAUAAUAAUGUGUAGAGCCAACUAAAUUUAAGAGUUUGUGUCAAAUUAAUCCUUAGCUAAGGAUCAGAUUUGUUAUUGUGUGCGGGUUCCACCACCACGUGGGAUCCCGCGAUUGGCUCUUUCCUUUUUUUUUUUUUUUUUAGCUAAAUAAUAAAA
Brassica rapa (field mustard) is the source of this 4383-nucleotide messenger RNA. RefSeq names its product mitogen-activated protein kinase kinase kinase 17. The record is from RefSeq and is a predicted model, not a curated record. Lineage: Eukaryota; Viridiplantae; Streptophyta; Magnoliopsida; Brassicales; Brassicaceae. Gene Ontology annotation, molecular function: protein kinase activity; ATP binding. Gene Ontology annotation, biological process: protein phosphorylation; signal transduction.